Messenger RNA from Vigna umbellata (rice bean), 1054 nucleotides. RefSeq lists its product as uncharacterized. The record is from RefSeq and is a predicted model, not a curated record. Lineage: Eukaryota; Viridiplantae; Streptophyta; Magnoliopsida; Fabales; Fabaceae.
ACUAGUCAAUGCACGUGAUAUCUUUUUGGUUUCCAUUUGGAAGACUUGGUCGUUUACAAGAAACAACAGAAGACCAUGCAGAAGGAAACAACGAGUUGAGUUCCUCAAACCAAUUAGAAACCUUUCCAUAAAGCAGCUUCAAAUUGAUGGAAGCUUCGGGUAUGCGUGUUUUAUGGUUUAUUUUUCGUAUUUGAAGAUUCUCAGAGACAAAUAGAAACAUUGGUAAUUUAGUGCCAGUGAAGGAGCUUAAAAGCAAGGCUAAGAUAUACAAACGUAAGAUGGCAUGUUCUGUGCCUUUUAACAAGAAGAAUUUGGACAUAAGUUUCUUCGUUUUCAAGCCAACUAUUGUGAUCAUAGAUGACUUAGUUCAUGAACUCAAACACUUCUCCUUAACUACUGAGAACCUUGGCUGUGUUCAGAGCUCUAUAUUUAGAAGCAUCCAUGGAAAUAUGAUCAUAUGGUAUGGAGCAUGGCCGAGGCAGUCGAGUAAGGAAAAAGAGGAGCUGACCUCAACCCUUAAAACAAUGUUAACCAACAGCAUAUCAACCAUGGCUGUGUUAACUGAUCACAGUUUCCUUGAAGCAUAUGGUGGAGAGUCAAGAGACGGGUCUUCCACAGCAAAAUUCUCCACUGGGGACAUAUUAUCCUUGAACUCAGCAGUGACCACUACCAAUGACCUUAAUGACCUCUGCUACGCUGUUCUAGCAAUUUUAAGGUCUCGCUUUGCCAAAAUUGAAGGAACAAUCUCUGGGCUUUGCUUCAAGGGACAAAGCAAACCCAGAAUGGUGUGCAUGCAUGUCUGGAAGUCUCUCCAUUUUUGUUACUCAUGGAUUCUGAACUCCGACCAAAGAAAAUGGAUGAUGCCAUAUCUCGAACGUUUCUCCAUUGAGAUGAAGUAUGACAUUUUCCGAGUAGUGUAUGUCAGUGGUGACAAUGUGGUUGAUUUCAACUGUGUUUCUACUCAUCAGAUGUUAGAAAAUGGGAAGGAGAAGAGCAGGCAAGGGCAGGUUAUGCAGAACUGAGAUAGCUGCAAAGGGUUUCAUGUUUACAACCA